AUGGACCGCAUUGUUCGCCCUGUGGCUCGGCAAUUACUGCGACCUCGACCACGAUACCCUUUUUCCAUUCCCGCAGCACCUGCGGCCAAGAGACUCUACACCAUGGGAUACAGCAAGCCCCAGUUGAAAGAUGAAUCUCUCUUCAUUGAGAAGUGCUACAUCAAUGGCGAGUGGGUUGGCGCCCAGUCCGGAAAGACCUUUGAGGUCCACGAUCCUGCUACCGGAAAACUUAUUGGAACGUGCCCGGAGCUUGAUACCGCCGAUGUCGAGAAGGCGAUCCAGGCCGCCUCGGAGGCCUUCCCCUCAUUCCGCACAACCCUAGCACGCGAGCGUGCCCGCAUGCUACGUCGGUGGUACCAGCUGAUGAUGGAUAAUGCGGAGGAUCUGGCGAAGCUCAUUACUUGGGAGAACGGAAAGCCCCUGGCAGAUGCGAAGGGCGAGGUCAACUAUGCUGCUAGUUUCUUCGAGUGGUUCAGCGAGGAGGCCCCGCGCGUGUACGGCGACACCAUCCCUUCCUCUGUGCCCGGAAACCGGGUGAUGACCCUCAAGCAACCUGUUGGUGUGUGCGGUCUGAUUACCCCAUGGAACUUCCCCGCGGCUAUGAUCACCCGCAAGAUCGGCCCAGCCUUGGCGGCUGGCUGCACUGUGGUCGCCAAGUCUCCUUGCGAGACGCCCUUCACCGCCAAUGCCCUGGCUGAGCUCGCCCACCGGGCAGGUAUUCCAAAGGGUGUGGUGAAUAUCGUGACUGCGGCGGAGAACACCCCGGCAGUGGGUGAGCUUAUCACCACUCACCCGGAGGUGCGCAAAGUCUCAUUCACUGGUUCGACCAAUGUCGGCCGACUUCUCAUGAAGCAGGCCUCGUCGACAAUCAAGAAAGUUUCCUGGGAACUCGGCGGCAAUGCGCCAUUUAUUGUGUUCGAUGAUGUGGAGGAUCUUGAUGCUGCCGUGGCGGGCGCCAUUGCCUCGAAAUUCCGCAGCUCCGGUCAGACCUGCGUUUGCGCCAACCGGAUUUACGUGCAGAAGGGUGUUUAUGAUGAGUUUGCCAAGCGCUUUGUUGCCAAGGUGAAGGACUUCAAGCUUGGAGCCGGCUUCGAGGAGGGAAUCACCCACGGUCCCGUCAUCCACGAGCGUGCUGCUUCCAAGGCGCACGAGCAUGUGCAGGACGCCACAUCUAAGGGCGCCAAGGUCGUUAUUGGCGGACAGAAGGCUUCUGCUCUGGGCCCCAACUUUUACGAGCCCACUGUGUUGACAGGCAUGAGCGCGGAUAUGCUUCUUGCCUCUGAAGAGACAUUUGGCCCUGUGGCUGGCCUCUUCCCCUUCGAGACUGAGAAGGAGGUGGUCGACUUGGCUAACAAGGCCGAGGUCGGUCUUGCUGGCUACUUCUUUAGUGGUAAUGUUCGCCGUAUCUUCCGUGUUGCCGAGGCCCUGGAGGUUGGCAUGGUUGGUGUCAAUACCGGACUGAUCAGUGACGUUGCUUCUCCAUUUGGUGGUGUCAAGCAGAGUGGUUUUGGCCGCGAGGGCAGCAAGUAUGGCAUAGACGAGUUCAUGGUUAUCAAGAGCGUCACCUUUGGCGGCAUGGGGGAGCCUCUGCAGGCCUAA
This is a messenger RNA of Penicillium macrosclerotiorum, 1599 nucleotides long. Its product is annotated as NAD-dependent succinate-semialdehyde dehydrogenase. Gene Ontology annotation, biological process: GABA catabolic process. NCBI's taxonomy places the organism in Eukaryota, Fungi, Ascomycota, Eurotiomycetes, Eurotiales, Aspergillaceae. The record is from RefSeq and is a predicted model, not a curated record. The transcript has 4 exons. Bases 1 to 1599 code for a protein of 532 amino acids. Gene Ontology annotation, molecular function: succinate-semialdehyde dehydrogenase (NAD+) activity.